UGAUGUACUCUGAGUGACACAUCGAUUGACCUCUCAAUGGCGAGACUGCGAGGGGCGGGGCAAUGCCGGGAGAAAACGUGGACCAAUAGGCGUGUGAAGCGUUGGGUUGGUGGUGCGGCGUGUUGCCGGUGGAUACCGAGGCGCGGCCCGGCCCGGCGCAGUGUAGAGAUGCAGCGGCUCGGUAGGAUGUUGGUGGUGGGCGGUGUGGCUGCGGCUUUUGUCUUCUUUGUGGUGCCGUCCGAGGCGCUGAAAGAAGGAGAGUGUGAAGUGUGUACAACAUUCUUGGAACGGUUUUACAAAUCACUAGUUGAGCAAAAUGCAAAAUUCACUCCAGACGUGAUAGGGGAACAACUAAUUCAGGCGUGCAAGGAUGUCAAGGGCAAGGAAAACAGAUUUUGCUAUUACAUUGGAGCAACGAGUGAUGCAGCCACCAGAAUAAUCAAAGAGGUUUCCAAACCAAUGAGCAAUCAUGUGCCAAUUAAUAAAAUAUGUGAAAAACUGAAGAAAUCAGACCAUCAAAUUUGUGAUCUGAAAUAUGACAAGCAGGUGGAUCUGAGCACAGUGGAUCUGAAGAAACUACGGGUCAAGGAACUGAAGAAGAUCCUGGAUGAGUGGGGCGAGUCUUGUAAAGGCUGUGCAGAAAAAUCAGACUUCAUCCAGAAAAUCACUGACCUGAUGCCGAAGUACGCACCCCAUGCUGCCAAAUCACGAAGUGAUCUCUAGUGAAGCCCUUGCCACCAUCUCAUAACUGUACAUUUUCCAUUGGUUUUUCACUUUUUUGUAUUUAUUAAUAAAAAAAGGGUCUUUAAUGGCAUGAUUUGUUAUAAAUACUGAUUCUUGGGAGGUGCUGUUUGUAGAGCUUGUAUUUUUUUUUGUUUGGGAGGCGAGGAAGUUAGGAUGUGGAGGACUUAAAAGUUGUCCAAAAUUUGAUGUUCACUGAUUUUUCUGAGUAGUUUAAUGAAAGGCCAUGCCAGCAGAUGCCCAAAGAUAAAAGAACUUUUUUUUUCCCAAUGUUAACACUGUUCUAUACUGCUUGUCAUUUUGGCUCUUGAUUUCAGACUAGUCCCAAUUGGCUGGGUUAGUCACCAGUCUUGAAGGGUUUUGUGUGAACAGUUUUGAGGAAGUCGAACUGUUUCUCAAUUGCUCACAUUGUGAGCCCCAAACUUGAUUUGAUGUUCUAGUUCAGAGAGGUUCUGUGACAAUGCCCAGGUAUUUUUUUUAUCUCUAUUCUCUGAAAACAAAUCUGUAGGGUGAAGGAGGCACUGAGAAUUGAUCCCAGGUUAACCAUGAAAAUCAGCAAGGAACUGCAGUCACUGUUUGCAGAAUAGUGGAAAAUGGAGGUAUUGAGGAAAUGAAGGGUUGAAUGUGACUGGGGUGACCUCACCUUUCUCCCUCAUUUGUAGAGAUGCUGUUUAUGGGGACUUGGUGAUAUUUGCCUAUUGUGGCCAGAAAUAAAGGGCUUUUAGUUUUCUUUAAGGUACUGAGACUCUGCCCCAGCCUGGUAGAGAAGACAGGGGAACAGCAAGGAAUUCGGUGCAAGCCUGGCUUGUGCUGACAUUGAGCAUUGUUUCUCCUAGCCUUGAAGGAGUGCCCCUCACUGAGUGACUCAUUCUCCUCUGCUCAUCAAAAUUGAUUGUCCAAUUUUUCACACAGCCUGAGCUUCCUGUACAGUGCAGUUAUCUAUUAAUACUAGUAUUUUGUUUAGAAGGUUUUCUCUUGACCAUUAAAUAAUUUUUUUUAAAAUGUGGCACUGCAUUUCUUUUGAUAUGAAGCAUUAAAUGAUGACUUGUAUGACUCUU
This is a messenger RNA of Pristis pectinata (smalltooth sawfish), 1799 nucleotides long. It is a transcript of the gene manf, whose product is annotated as mesencephalic astrocyte-derived neurotrophic factor. The record is from RefSeq and is a predicted model, not a curated record. The transcript has 4 exons. Gene Ontology annotation, cellular component: endoplasmic reticulum. Bases 37 to 723 code for a protein of 228 amino acids. Gene Ontology annotation, biological process: dopaminergic neuron differentiation; neuron projection development. Lineage: Eukaryota; Metazoa; Chordata; Chondrichthyes; Rhinopristiformes; Pristidae.